Molecule: messenger RNA, 3500 nt
Organism: Exaiptasia diaphana
Lineage: Eukaryota; Metazoa; Cnidaria; Anthozoa; Actiniaria; Aiptasiidae
Product: E3 ubiquitin-protein ligase TRIM71
Exons: 4
Coding region: 117-2339 (740 amino acids)
Biological process (GO): protein polyubiquitination; proteasome-mediated ubiquitin-dependent protein catabolic process
Molecular function (GO): protein binding; ubiquitin protein ligase activity; zinc ion binding
Source: RefSeq, a predicted model, not a curated record
UUUGCAUAUAUGAAUAAAUUUGUUGCUAGUGUUUUGGAAACUGAACAAAUGAAGUCCGUUGCUACGUAAAACGAUUAUAGUGAAUUCGGCGUCGACGCUGUAAACUACUGUAAAACAUGUCUUCGUCAGUAAUAGUCGCUGGUGUCAACGUCAAAGAAAUAGCUACGUAUUUGAAUUGCUCAAUAUGUAGAAAUAUUAUACGAACACCUAAGCUUCUUCCUUGUCUCCACUCUUUUUGUCAACAUUGUUUGGAGGAUCUCAAUCGGAAAGACGGCAUGCUCAACUGUCCUCAGUGUCAAACUGAAAUUCAACUUUCAAAUGAAGAGGUUAAAAGUCUUCCUAGUAACUGCUUUCUUGAAAAUAUGCUUGACAUAGCGUUACUUAAUUCGAGUGAUACACGACCAGUGCCAUGUACAAACUGCGAUCUCAACGCAAUGGCAAAGUCAAGGUGUAUUGAUUGUGGAGAGUUUCUUUGCGGAGACUGCUAUAAUGUACACAAACGGAUUCGCCAGACUAAGGAACAUCGAAUUCUUACCAUUAAAGAGCUGUUGUCGACUACAACAGGAGAAGUACUACACCGUCUAGCCUAUUGUGGUCAACAUUCUACAGAGCAGUUAAAGUAUUUUUGUGAUACGUGUAACGAAGCAGUUUGUCGAGAUUGUUUGAUAAUUGAACACAGACAGCACAAAUAUGAUUAUAUCCAAGAAUCCAAGAAAGUAAAAAAGCAAAGAUCAAACGUUGAAACACUUCUUCAAGAGACGGCAGAAAAGAUUUCAACAAUCGAGAAGGCCACUGUUGAAAUAGAAAAUGUACGUGAUGCUUUGUAUGGUCGCCUAGGAACGGUMAAGGGAGAGAUUCGCACGAUGACAUCACAACUUAUCAAAAUCUUAAAAGAGAGAGAACAACAGCUUCUGUUUAAGGCUGACCAAAUGUUCAACCAAAAGCUAUCUAUUCUCGACCAGCAGUCGCAAGAGCUGAACUUGGCUCACGUCCGAGUAAAAACUGCUUGUGAUUUCACCGGACAGUUUUUGAAUUUUGCCAAUGAAGUUGAGAUAUUAACGCUAAAAGAACUGAUUCGAAAUAGGCUUUCGARUUUGAAUAAAAUGGACGUAGAGACUAAACCUAGGGAGCGAGGCGACAUGCGAUAUGAAGUAGAGGCAAUUGACUCUGAAAGAGCUGUAGUACAAGCAUUAGGGAAAGUGAAAACCUCUGGUGAAGUGUUUACGGAGCCUAUGACUCGCGAAAGUAGUGGAAUAAACGAAAGUAACAACAGCGUUUUAUUCACAACUCCUUUACACGACACGUCCAACUGUAUCACAGUUGACUUAAAAGACUCUAAUGAAGAUAUAAUUGUACCUGCACUUCACGGUCAAACAGGAGUUAUCUUCAAGCCUGCAAAAUCAGGCAUUUAUUCCCUUACUGUACAGUGCUGCAACGAGUUUAUUACAAGUCUCCCAAUUAAUUACCACACUAUACCGACACAAAAGGUUACUCCUCAGUCAGCGAUCCGCGAGCGAAGCGCAAAGCAAACGUUUGGAGGUAGCGGUGGAAGAUUCGGAAAAUUAUCAGACCCGCAAGACGUUGCUGUAGACAAUGCGGGUCACGUGGUCGUUAGUGAUUCAAGAAAUCAUCGUAUUCAGGUAUUCGAUCUGGAUGGAACGUUUUUACGUCGCUUUGGUUGUUCUGGUGCAAAUGAUGGGCAGCUUCAGUCCCCUAACGGUGUUGCUGUUAACCAAGACGGCAAUGUAGUAGUAUCUGACAUGAUUAAUAACCGAAUGCAGAUAUUUACUAUCACAGGUCAACACGUGAAAACAUUUGGUCAAGAUGAUCUACAUCACCCGAGUGGAGUCACUGUCGACAAAAAUGGGAAUGUAAUCAUUGUUGACCGUGGCAACGCAAGAAUUGUUAUUUAUGACAAAGAUUGUGAAUUUGUAACAAGCUUUGGUAACCUGGGAAACGGAACGGGUAAUUUUAACUGUCCUUCACAUGUUGCAGUAAACAGUAAGGGGCAUAUCAUUGUUUCAGAUUUCGGUAAUGAUCGCAUCCAGGUGUUCAGCUCAACGGGCAACUUCAUGUUCCGUUUUGGAGAAAGUGGACGUGAGACUGGUCAAUUCAAUUGGCCGACAGGAGUGGCUGUCAACCAAAACGAUCAGAUAAUUGUUAGUGACUCGUAUAAUCAUCGUAUUCAGAUAUUUAACUCGGAUGGCUCGUUUGACAGUCAAUUUGGCGCUGAGGGCGUAAAGGCGGGAGAGUUCAAACGACCUGCAGGAGUAGUGAUGAGUAAAAAUGGUCUGAUUAUCAUUGCUGACUGGGGAAACGAUCGGAUUCAAGUGUUUUAGCUAGGCAAAUGUUUUGCUGUUUGAGCCUAUUUAAGCAUAAUUUUAAUACCGAUUGAAACCUGCUUUUUGAUUACACCCCUUAGUACUUUACUUUUACUCUAUUGUUUGCUUGGAAGAGCGAUAUAUAUUUUGUUCAUAGUUUUCUCGUACCUUAAAUUAAUCGACUAUCACAAAAUGAUGUUCAGAAAUGGAAAGAGGGGAUCAAAAUAAGUAAGAAGACAMAGUUUCAAGUCUCAACACUAAAUACUUCAAAAAUGACAGCAAAUAUAAAAUCAUUUUUUUUUUCUAAAGAAACAUAUGCAAAAACAGAACUGGAGAGCAAGCCUUGCUCUCCAGCUCUAUUUUCCCAUACAUUUCUUUAGAAAAAUCAAUAUUUUACAUUUGCUGUCAUUUUUUAAGUAUUUAGAGUUGAGACUUGAGACUUUGCCAUUUUACCUAAAUAAACCUGCUCUGUCCAUUUCUGAACAUCAUUUUUUGAYAACUGAUUGAUUUAAGGUAGGGGUGGUCACGUGACCCCMAGCUGCAAAAGGCCUAUUACGAGAUUCGUUCGAUCAGUUCCGGAUGACCCUCGUGUUGUAAUUAGCUAAAUCAAGAAGUUCCGUGAGUGGAACUUCCUUACAAAAGUGAUAGUGGUAGUCCGCAAAAUGUGACAAAUUGGUGAUUAUCACUUUUGUAAUUGAGUUUUGCAAKUUAUGCACAUUUUUUAUGUUUGGAAACUGACGUCUGUCAGACUACACUUCCGCUUUUGGAAGGGAGCCACUUCACCUGUUUAGGGAGUGUUAAAAAAGUACCAUGGGGUAACUCAGAAUUCAAAGGAGAGGGGGCAUAUCGUUUAAACCUUUUUUUUAUUUUACUUAAUUUAAUUAUUUGAAAGAGGCUUCGACAUCCAAGGGGACAGCAUCCAAGUUAAUCAAUGAAGAUCAGGAGGGAGAGGUUAAGACUGACCUAACUCUUAAUUUAAACGAGACGCAUCUGCGUGAACUAGGGGUUCUGCUUGGUAAAUAUCUACUAGUGAAUCAAUAUGUUAGGUAAAUUUUCAGUAUAUCCAUAAAAUUUGUAUACAUUUGUCAUUUAUUUCUUUGGUAAGUUUGAUGGUCUGUAUAUAAAUUUUAGUGGCACAUAGACAUUGGCAAUAUAAUUCAAGUAAACUAUUAUCGAACA